Eutrema salsugineum is the source of this 558-nucleotide messenger RNA. RefSeq names its product ethylene-responsive transcription factor ERF021. The record is from RefSeq and is a predicted model, not a curated record. Gene Ontology annotation, molecular function: DNA-binding transcription factor activity; DNA binding. NCBI's taxonomy places the organism in Eukaryota, Viridiplantae, Streptophyta, Magnoliopsida, Brassicales, Brassicaceae. The coding region runs from base 1 to 558 and encodes 185 amino acids. Gene Ontology annotation, biological process: regulation of DNA-templated transcription. The transcript has a single exon.
AUGGCUGGUUUAAGUAAUUCCGGUUCGAGUGCAAGAAAUGAUGGUCAAGCCGGUAUACCCUCUGCCUACAGAGGAGUGAGGAAGAGAAAAUGGGGGAAAUGGGUGUCUGAAAUCCGUGAACCAGGGACCAAGAACCGGAUUUGGCUAGGGAGUUUCGAGACUCCUGAAAUGGCUGCAACCGCUUACGACGUGGCAGCAUACCAUUUCAGGGGGAGAGAGGCUCGUCUGAACUUCCCUGAGCUAGCUAGCAACCUGCCACGUCCUGCAGACUCGAGCUCAGACAGCAUUCGCAUGGCGGCUCAUGAAGCAGUACUCUGCCUCAGAACAGAACCAGUAGAGUCAGACAUGCAAGUGGACACCUCAAGCUCCUCCUCCAACGUAGGUCCAACGAUGGUCAGACUCUCUCCCAGAGAAAUUCAAGCGAUCAACGAGUCAACUUUGGGAUCUCCUACCAUGUUGAUGCAUUCAACAUAUGACUCUAUGGGUUUUGCCAAUGAUGUGGGGAUGAAUGUUUGGGAUACAUACCAUUACCAAAGUGACUCUCUUUGGGACCCUUAA